Hypoxylon trugodes is the source of this 1574-nucleotide messenger RNA. Its product is annotated as aminoglycoside phosphotransferase. The coding region runs from base 286 to 1356 and encodes 356 amino acids. NCBI's taxonomy places the organism in Eukaryota, Fungi, Ascomycota, Sordariomycetes, Xylariales, Hypoxylaceae. The transcript has 2 exons. The record is from RefSeq and is a predicted model, not a curated record.
GACGGUGAUGGCGCUCACCCCGCUCUAUGUGUCUCAAUCCUACCCAUUCAGCCAGUCUCUUUAUAGUAAUGAUAUUCUGAUGUAAGCUUCUCUAUAAAAUAGAAUGAUAUCAAUUAGUAAGCUCAGUGAUUCAAUCGUAGAGAUAAAAAGAAAGUUGCGAUAGAAUUAGUUAUAUUUGACUUGAAGCUGAGUUGAUUUUUGUGAACUUCUCUCUCUCAGUCAUAUUCUUUUACCUCUUUCUAUUAUCCCUUUUUCUUUCCCCUCCCUGCUCACAGCGACGGAGAUAUGGAUAAUACAACUGGGGAAUCAAACGAUGAGCUGCCAACGGUCCCCGAAGAGGUGACAGCAAAAUGGCUAGAGUCCAAACUAGGACAGAAGGUCAAAUCAAUUUCGCUGACUCGAACUAUUUUCGGCACAGGCAGCAAGCUAUUCUUCUCCAUCGAAUAUGUGGAUGAAGUAGCUGAUCCGAAUUCAAGGCCCGCGCACAUAUGUGUGAAGGGUGUGUUCGACCCUGAGAUGGUUAGGUCUCAGCCAUGGACUGUGGUGUUGGCCCAGCGCGAAGCCGACUUCUUCGCCAAGCUUGCUCCAUCUAUCAAGUAUAUGGGCUAUCCCAAGGGUUGGUGGGGUGGAACAAGUGAAAGACAAGGCAUUGCUAUUAUGUCAGAUCUAGCAUUCGAGGGGUGUACUUUUCCCCCUCAAGCGGCAUCCUAUCCUCUUGAGAAAGUGUUGGAUGGUGCUGCUCAGAUCGCGGGGUUGCAUGCCCAGUUCUGGGGCAAGAGCCAAGAGGACUACCCCUGGAUUACGAAUGACUAUGAUGAAGCUAUGUUAUUCAUCGCUACGCCGUGGGAUAGUGUCGUACGAGAACCCGGGAGACCUAAAAUGCCAGAAUACAUGACGGACGGUCAACGUAUACGCAAGGUACAAGAAAAAUACUAUGCUAAGCGUAAUCCCAGGUUCCGCACGCUCCAACACGGCGAUACACACCUAGGAAAUGUAUAUUUUACUGCGGAUGGCCACACGCGGUUCCUGGAUUGGUCAGCUUUUCACUUCGCUUCGUGCUUCCACGACCUUGUAUACUUCCUCACUUCCAUGUUCACCAUUGAGGAUCGUCGCGCUCAUGAGAUGGAGGUGCUCGACCACUAUUUGGAGACUCUACACCGCUUGGGUGGACCGAAGUUUGAUCGCAACGAUGAGGAACUGAUGAUCGAGUACAAGCGCUCAUGCAUGACGAGUAUCAUUUGGCCCGUUUGCUCUUAUAGCUUGCAGACUAAGGAACGGGUCGAUGCAUUGUGUGAGCGGACUAUUGCCAGUUGGAUUGACCAUAACGUUAUCGAACUCAUUGAGUCUCAGCCGUAAUCGUGGAGGUUUUUUCAAGGGGUCGAGUGUUUUCGUCGGCGGAAAAUUCGUAGUUAUAAAUCAAGCGCUUUGGCAUGCUUUCUAGCUGAAUUUCGUGUGGCGCUUAGUUAAUGUGAAACUGCCAAAAAAUCUGCCCUAAUCUCACUGUGUGGUCGCAUUGUUAGGUUAUCGUUACCUAGAAAUGGUCAUAGACAGGUAAUAUCACCGAGAACUUGGGU